This is a messenger RNA of Brassica napus (rape), 1419 nucleotides long. RefSeq lists its product as uncharacterized. The record is from RefSeq and is a predicted model, not a curated record. The transcript is spliced from 4 exons. Lineage: Eukaryota; Viridiplantae; Streptophyta; Magnoliopsida; Brassicales; Brassicaceae. Bases 1 to 1419 code for a protein of 472 amino acids. Gene Ontology annotation, molecular function: nucleic acid binding.
AUGGCCUUAGCUGUCGUCACCUCGGCCAGAAAACUGCGACCCUACUUUCAGUCGCACACGAUUGAAGUACUGUCCAACCAACCACUCCGAACGGUUAUGCAGAAUACUAACCAGUCAGGACGGUUGACUAAAUGGGCGAUGGAGCUGAGCGAACAUGACAUCGUGUACAAGAAUCGCACAGCAACUAAGUCACAGGUCCUUGCCGACUUCUUGAUCGAGUUAACGCCAGAGCUGGAGCAAGACCUCAUCCUACCAACGUCAAACAACGAAGCUGAGUACGAAUCCCUCAUCGCAGGGCUCCGGCUCGCCAAGGCAGUAAAAGCCAAAAGAAUCAGCGCUUACUGCGACUCUCAACUUGUCGUUCCUCGCGGAGAAAAUGUCUGUGCCGACGCCCUUGCCGCUCUAGGAAGCAAGCUACACGACCAAGUCAAGAGGACAAUCCCAAUCCACAAAAUUGAGAAACCGAGCAUCGACACGAAGGCAGAACAGGCUGCGAUUGCAGCAGCGAUCAGCGAAGCGAUGGACAUCGACGAAGCAGAAUCUCCUUCGCAAGAUGAUCAGCCAACAGAUUGGCGCAAGGAACUCAUCGAUUAUCUCGCUGAAGAUUUAUUGCCCGCCGAGAAAUGGGACGCGCGGCGACUGAAGCGACGUAGCGCACACUACGUUUUCAUGGACGGGGAACUACACCGAUGGACUGCAACAAAGGUACUACUCAAAUGUAUCGCCAGCGAAGAAACGAGACUCGUCAUGGCCGAAACACACGAAGGAGCAGCAGGCAAUCACUCGGGCGGGCAAGCUCUCGCAUUAAAAGUAAAGAACCUCGGAUUCUAUUGGCCAACCAUGAACGCCGACUGCGAGACAUACGCGCGCAAAUGCGAUAAAUGCCAACGUCACGCCACCACCAUACACAGCCCCACGGAGUUUCUUCACACCCUGACUGCUCCAUACCCAUUUAUGCGAUGGGGAAUGGACAUCAUCGGUCCGAUGCCGGCAUCUCGACAAAAGAAGUUCAUCCUGGUCCUCACAGAUUACUUCACCAAGUGGGUUGAAGCCGAAGCCUAUGCCAGCAUCACCGACAAGGAGAACAACUCCUCGCGGAGCGACGAAGACUACACCCUUCUCGAUGGCCUACGGCUUCGAGGCAAUGGCUCCCGCAGAAGUGAACGUGACGAGUCUGCGCCGAUCGCGAAUGCCACAAAACCCGAACUCAACCGUGACAUGCUGCUUGAUGCACUUGACGACAUCGAGAAAAAGCGCCACCAAGCAUUACUCCGUAUCCAGAAUUACCAGCAUCAAAUCGAGAGCUACUACAACAAAAAGGUCAAAUCGCGUCCCCUCGAAAUGGGCAACCUUGUCUUAAGAAAGGUCUUUGAAAAUACUAAGGAGUGGAAUCGAUCUCCGAAGCAGACGAUCACUUAA